AUGGGUAAUCAGCUGGUAGGAGUAGCUCCGUCUCAAAUUUACCCAGUUGAACAUUAUCUAAGUGAUCAUGCCGAUUUAUCGUUCGAUCAAAGCCUUGGUUCAACAAGGUUUCUUAAGGUUGCAAGGGCUAGAUCUAGGGAAGGAUUGAUUGUGGUCAAAGUAUUUGCAGUACAUGAUCCGUCGCUACCACUGGCUGAACACAAAGAGAGAAUAUUGAAGAUAAAGGAGCAAUUGGCAUCUGCCUUCAACUGUUUACCUUUCCAAAGAGUAAUUUUGACAGACAAAGCCGGUCUAUUAAUGCGAGAGUACUGCAAAUGCAGCGUCUACGAUCGCAUGUCGACGCGGCCGUUCCUCACGGUGCUGGAGAAGAAAUGGAUAACAUUCCAAGUGCUGUAUGCACUACAUCGGAUGCACAAGCUUGGUAUCUGUCAUGGUGAUAUUAAGUUAGAAAACAUAAUGGUGACGUCAUGGCUGUGGGUGCUCCUGACCGACAUCGCGUCGUUUAAACCCACCUUCCUGCCUGACGACAACCCGGCUGACUUCAGCUACUUCUUCGACACUUCACGCCGGAGGCUGUGCUACGUCGCACCGGAGAGAUUCGUCCGAGCGCCGGACCCCAGUUACAGGCCAUCCGGUGACCAAACUGGCGGGCUGUUACUGAGCGAAUCGCCUUGCAAAGUGGGAGAGUUGGUCCCGAGCAUGGACAUUUUUUCCGCUGGGUGCGCCCUGCUCGAGUUGUGGAACGACGGCACCCCAGCCCUGGACCUUCCCGGGCUGCUGGCGUACCGCAACGGCGACGAGAGACCGCCCACAAUGACCCUGCCCGAAGGCAGCGAACGCGGUCUCAGGGAGCUCUUGCACUCGAUGACGGAACGCAGCCCCCGGGACAGACGCAGCGCCGAGAUAUACCUGGACGAGGCGAGGGGCAAAUUGUUCCCGGAGUACUUUUACUCGUUCCUCCAGUCCUACAUGCUGAUCUUCUCCGCUCAGCCGAUUCUGCCGGCGGACGAGAAGAUCCUGCGCAUCCACCAGGACAUAAGGAACAUCAUCAAGAUCUUCACCCAGCCGUCGGACACGAGGAACUACCAGGACCUGGUGGAGGAGACGACUGAGACCAGCGCGGUGAACAUAGAGGCGCUGAUGAAGGAGGGUUUCAAGGUCAUGAGCAUCAACGUGACCGAUUUCGAGGAGGAGGCGGACAGUAAGCCGCCGGAUAACAGAGAGAUGGGCCCCGACAGCGAAGGUCUGAUACUGAUCACGUCUUUAGUGACCUCCUGCAUAAGGGGCCUCCAUCACUGCACUUCGAAGCUGUACUGCUUGGAGAUUCUGCAGCUCCUCUGCGAGAACUCCAGCUCGGAGACGAUCCUGGAUAGAAUCCUGCCGUAUAUAAUCCACCUCUCCCACGACGGCACGGCCCGCGUGCGCUCCGCGGCCGUGUGGGCGGCCACCAAGUGCCUGUCGCAGGUUCGAUCCCUGCCGCCGACCGGCUGCAACGUGUUCCCAGAGUACAUACUGCCGGAGCUGGCGCCCAGGGCGGCCGACUCGGCGCUGCCCGUUCGGAUCGCGUACGCCAACAACAUCGCGAAGUUGGCCGAGACCGCCGUGCGGUUCCUGGACCAGACCCAAAACAUGGUGGACAAGGACGCCGCCAACAUAAAUUACGAGACAGAGCUCUCGGCUCUACACGAAAUGGUCAGGUCGACGGUCUCCUACCUCCUGACAGACUCGCAAGCGGUCGUGAAACGGGCGUUAGUGGAGAACGGCAUCACGAAACUGUGCGUGUUCUUCGGAAAACAGAAAGCGAACGACGUGAUCCUGUCGCACAUGGUGACGUUCCUCAACGACAAGGAGGAGGCGGCGCUGCGCGGCUGCUUCUUCGAGCGCGUGGUGGGCGUGGCGGCGUACGUGGGCCAGCACGCGGCGCCCAUACUGGUGCCGCUGCUGCAGCAGGGCCUGACGGAUCAAUCGGAGUGGAUCAUUGCGAAGGCACUGCGAGCCACUAGCAGCUUGGCCGAGUUGGGCCUUUUGCCAAAACAGGCCCUCUGCGACCUGCUCGCCGAAAGCGCUGUCUACCUCGCACACCCCAAUCUGUGGAUAAGACACGAGGUGUGCGGUCUGGUGUCAUGCGUUGCCGGCCUUCUGAACCCCAUCGACGUCAACUGCAAGAUCUUGCCGCUGGUGUGGCCCCACCUUAAGCACAAGCUAAUCCAGGUUGAGAGGGCUGAACUGCUAUUGGAAAGUCUCGCAGAACCGAUACCGAGGAAGGUGCUGGAUGCGGUGCUGCGGCAUGGCGAUGUCGACAGGCUGGUGCAGACCCUGCGGGAGAGGAGGAACGCACGCCUGAGGGUGAAACAGGGAAUGAUGCCACAGUACUGCGAAAUGGGACAGCAAUUGAAGAAUCUCUUCAGGAGGCUGGCUUCAGAUGGCAUGACAGAGCACGUCGAGAAUCAGUUACUAGCGAUGAGCGCCCAUCUCAUCAAGAUUCAAAGCUCGACCACGCAGCACAUCACGGACGCGCCCGGGCGGCUGGUGCUGUCCGGGGGCGGGAUAUCGCGCUCCGUCCAGCUCGAACCCGGGCCCGCCGAGAGCGCAGCCCCCCACCACUCCGACAGGGCCUUCGCCCCCACACAGCCCAGGAGGAAUCAGAAGACGUCGUUGUCACACGAGGCGCAUAUGAACACCGAAUGGCAGCACAUGUUCGGCCAGUCGCUCGAGCAGUCGAACAAGCCCACUGAGCAGGUGGUGCAAACGGCCAGCGCGAGCGCAUCGAGCGCCCCCCACUCCGCCGCCCCACCAGCCCACUCCCAGAUGGGCCACAGCGCCAGCUAUGUGCAAUACAGCAUGGCCCCCUGUCGCAUCGAGUUGAGGAAUCUGACGGCGCGUAUGCAACAGAAAUUCCAAAAGUCUUUGAGGAGUCACGAAGAUGGCAGCGAGAGCGCUGAAGACAUGCUGCCCCCAACUACGUGGCGGCCUGGUAACCAGUUGUUGGCGUAUUUACACGAGCACAAGGCGCGAGUUAACCAGCUUGUGCGGCUUCCCGCCCACCGUGGUCUCUUCGGCUCCUGCUCUGACGACGGAACGGUGCGUUUAUGGGACGCCACACGCCUCCAAGGCCACGCCUACGUGAACAAAUCAAAAUCAAUGUACAACAGAAGUGCGGGCCCAGUGAUAUCACUCGCGGCUUGCGAGGGGGGACAAUCUCUAGUCGCCGCUACCCAGGAGGGCUCCAUCUUUGUACUCAGGUUGGAGAGCGCUUCUUCGCGGAUGACGCUCUCGCAGUGCCGGCAGGUGGAGGCGGGCGCGGAGGGCUGCGUGGCGUGCGCGUGCGCGGGCGGCGUGCACGCGGGCGUCAUCUCGUACGCGACGCUCGGCGCCACCGUCGUGGGGUGGGACCUGCGCGCGCCCGGAAAUGCGUGGAAGCUGCAAGGCGAUCUGAAGCAGGGCGUGUACACUUGCCUGUACGCGAACAGCGCGGGAUACUUGGCGGUGGGGACCUCUAGCGGCGCGGUCUGCGUUUGGGACCUGCGGUUCCAGUUGCCCAUAACGUCCGUCCGCCACCCCAAUUCGGAGCGCGUGCGGCGCGUGGUGGGCUUCGGGCGGCGCACGUCGCGCGUGUGGGCGCUGGGGGGGCGCGACGCGGCCGCGUGGUGCCUCGAGUCCACGCAGCGCACGCACGCCCUCUGGCCGUGCACCAACGCGCCGCAGCCGCUGCACUACGCCGCCCCGGCGUCGCACUACAUGAGCGCGGCGUACUGCGGCACGCGCGAGGGCUCCCGCUUCCUGGUCACCGGCGGCUCGGACCAGCGCGUCCGCUACUGGGACCUCGAGCACCCGGAGGACUCUUACGUGCUGGUGCACGCGCCGGGGGACCAGCUGCGCACCUCGCCGGGCGCCGUCAAGUACAGGAGUCGGAUAAUCGACGGCACCACAGUGAUCCAGGAAUGCUCGAAACUCAACCCGAGCGCGCCCGUAUCAGUUGUAGAGGAAAACGUGUACCGCACGGUGGAGUCUCGCACCUUCUAUCACACCGCACCCAUCACCGAUCUCACGAUGGUCGAGGGGAACAAAUGCUACCUAGUCAGCUCCUCGGCGGACGGUGUGAUCAACGUCUGGAAG
Molecule: messenger RNA, 4116 nt
Organism: Iphiclides podalirius (scarce swallowtail)
Lineage: Eukaryota; Metazoa; Arthropoda; Insecta; Lepidoptera; Papilionidae
Source: the annotation of a GenBank genome assembly